Molecule: messenger RNA, 3204 nt
Organism: Anneissia japonica
Lineage: Eukaryota; Metazoa; Echinodermata; Crinoidea; Comatulida; Comatulidae
Product: chromosome transmission fidelity protein 18 homolog
Exons: 21
Coding region: 127-2460 (777 amino acids)
Molecular function (GO): ATP binding; ATP hydrolysis activity
Source: RefSeq, a predicted model, not a curated record
AUGGCAACGUUUUUUUUUUCCCGGGAACCGAUGAAAACAGUGUUGUGUUUGUUUGCUUUUUUUUAGUUCUCGGAUAUGGAUUGACUUUCUUCUUUCAUAUUAACAUUCUUUUGAUUUAAUUAUAACAUGGAACCCGAUGACUUGUAUGAUGACUUUGAAGCUCAGUUUGCAGAUGAACUUGAUGCACUGCGAGAUUUUGAAUCAGAUAUCCAAUAUGAAAGAAAGGAACCCGAUUUAAGGCAAAAUCAUGAAAAUAUCAGGCAAAGCUUGCCAGCUGGAGCAAAAAUUAAAACAAGUUCCUUAUCAAAUUUUGAUAGUAAUUCUAAAAAACGUGAGAGAGAAUUAGAUGAAUUAUUUGCUAGCUUAUCAGAUAGUGAAGAAGAACUUGUUAUUGAUGAGCAGAUGCAUUUAUGUAACAAUCUUCAAAAGAAGGCUGCAGAUGGGGAGCCAAGCCGGAGACAACCCACACUCUGGGUAGACAAGUAUUCACCCAGGCACUACACAGACUUGCUAAGUGACGAUGGUGUGAACAGGAAUAUUUUGUACUGGCUGAAGCUCUGGGACACCUGUGUAUUCAAGAGAGAAAGAGUAAAACGUGAAAAAAAUCAACAAGAAAAACGGAAUCAAAAUUUCAAAGGAAACUUUAAACAGAAUAACUUUAAAGCCACACCAGAAGAGAUAUUAAGUGAGCAAAAAUUUGAUGAACACAAAAGACCAGAACUGAAGGUGGCGCUGUUGUGUGGUCCUCCUGGUCUUGGUAAGACAACGUUGGCACAUGUAAUUGCUGAACAUGCCGGCUAUAAUGUGAUUGAGAUGAACGCUAGUGAUGAUCGAAGCCAAGACGUGUUCAAGCGAAAACUAGAGUCGGCCACACAGAUGCAGUCGGUAUUAAGUCGAGAUAAUCGGCCUAAUUGCAUGGUGAUCGAUGAGAUUGAUGGUUCACCAGCUGCCACAAUAAACGUUCUUAUUGAUUAUGUGAAAGGUCCUGAAGCAGGAAAGAAGAAGAAAAAGAAGGGGCAGUCUGUCCUCCUUCGUCCUAUUAUCUGCAUAUGUAAUGACUUGUAUGUUCCAGCACUUAGACCGUUACGGCAAAUAGCUUUUGUGUCGCAUUUUCCUCCAACUGUCGCUUCACGCUUAGCAUCACGUCUCAUGCAGAUUGCAACAAAUAAUGCAUUGAAGACAGAUAUGACUACUCUAAUGACACUUUGCCAAAAAACUGAAAAUGACAUCCGUUCCUGUCUAAACACUCUGCAGUUCAUACAAACAAAAGGAAAUGGGUUAAGCUUGAGUAUGGUCAGCUCAAUGAACAUAGGACAGAAAGACAAGCACAAAGGGUUAUUCACACUUUGGAAGGACACAUUUGCAAUGCCAAGGCCACAGAGAAAGCGUUAUGUAAACCCUCACGACGUUGAUAAAAAUGGUGUCGAACGAAAAGUAUCAGCAGAAGACAAUGUAGACUUCAAUCCAGCCUCCCCUUCAUCUAGAUUUAACAACAUGUUACAAGCAGUGCUGAGUAACGGAGACUAUGACAAGUUAUUAUCAGGUAUUUUUGAAAACUACUUGGAGGUGAAGUUUAAGGACUCGCACUUAGAUGCGGUUAACCAUGCUUGUGAUUGGCUAAUUUUCCAUGAUGUCUUAAACAAAGAAAUUUUGCACACGCAAAGCUACAUCUUAAUGCGAUAUCUACCCUACGUGCCUGUUGUGUUCCAUAUGAUGUUUGCGUCAAAUGCUGCGAAUAAGAUCCAUUACCCAUCAGCACAUUUUGAGAAUAUGCAGAAAAUGGCCAAAACUACCAACCUGCUCACCAGUCUAUGCAAUGAAGUGUCGCCAUACAUCAAACGUAACUUGAACAAAGAGGUCGCUAUCAUGCAAGUUUUACCACCACUGCUUACUAUCAUCCAGCCCUCAUUCCGACCGGUCAACCCACAGCUGUUUAACACCUUAGAAAAGCAGCAAAUGACAUCAUUAGUCAGUACAAUGAUAGCUUAUAAUUUGACCUAUCAACAAGAAAGAAGUCCUGAAGGUCAAUAUAACUAUGUUCUUGAUCCAAAUCUUGAAGAAUUGGUACGUUUUACUGGAAUGCCACCAUCUAAGCAGAUGACUUAUGCUGCUAAGCAACUAAUAGCUAGAGAGAUUGAAGUUGAGAAACUUCGAAGAUCUGAAGAGGUUAAACCAGAUGCCAAAAUAAAAAAUGCAGAACCCUCGAAAGAAACUAAAAUUGGUAAUAAGAAGAAACCAGUUGUUCCAAGGCAUCUGGAGAAGCUGCAACCAAAGAAGGUGGUUGAAGAAGAAGACAAGCCUGCCACAGACUUUUUUGGACGAGUGAUCACAAAGAAAGUUCAGAAGACUGAGGAUGUACCCGACAAUGAGGAAGUUAUGAAGAACAGCUUGUGGUAUAAAUUCAAUGAAGGAUUCACCAAUGCAAUUCGGAAAAAUAUAUACAUUCAAGAUUUACUAUGAUUAGACAGUUAUAACAUAGGUUGAAAACAAUAGACGAAACUUAAUACACUUAAUUGCCAAAAUUUUUCAUACUCUGCUUUCCGUGAGUGCUUGAUGACGUGACGUUUUCGGUGGCAGUCUGAGCAGAUUGUCAUUAAAAACGAUCAGUUGUGUGCACAUCGUCUCGUUGCGUUCUCUUUGGAAUUGUGUUGCCAAAAGUGUACUAAUUUUCCCACUAGUGUAUGGAAGAUAGUCCUUUAGUCAACUGCCUUCCUUAUUUUGAAACUAGAAAAAAAGGGUUAUAUUGAAUAGAUAUUAAUGAAUAAUGUCAGUCUUUGUUUUAACAUCAGAUAUAUUUCUACCAAAAAAUAUAAAAUAUUCAGGUCAGUUAAGGACAUAGAAAUUGCUUCCUUCAGCAACAACAGACGUAAUGUUAUCACAUAGUCACCUGGACAUGCAAAGACGUAGGUUGUUGUUUAGCCACAUUAUUGUUUUACAGAGAGCACAAAACAUUGAAUAACAAGUAAAUGCAAUCACUGUGAUGUUGUCAAUACUCCCUGUUAACUGUAACUGGAGGCCUACUUGAUGUAUUAAUGAUAAAUUACAUUCCGACAGAGGGGAACAAUGCAUACAUUUCUGGUAAUUAUCUACCAACAAUUUUAUAGUAAUAUAAAGACUAUGUUUCAUAGUUUAACAUGUAACCCGACAUUGAUGGCUUUAUUAAUUUUCGUUUCCUGUUUACAAAUAAAUCAUACAUUUCAUAUA